Messenger RNA from Symbiodinium sp. CCMP2456, 1173 nucleotides. The record is from the annotation of a GenBank genome assembly. Lineage: Eukaryota; Dinophyceae; Suessiales; Symbiodiniaceae.
AUGCUUGGGCUCGCGUGUGGUGGCGAUGAUGCUUUGCUGAAGGCAAAGAAAGCCAAGAAAGAGGCCGACCAGGCCGAUGGAAAGAAGGACUCACCUGCCGCAUCAGCUGAGACUGCCGUCGAUGGCGUCAAGGAGGAGGUCAAGAAGGAGGAAGUCAAGAAGGAGGAGGAUGUCAAGGAUGAGUUGAAGGACGAGAUUGAAGUCAAGACCGAGGUGAAGGAGGAACUCGACGACUCCGAGGACGCGCUCAAUGACAUUAUGGAGGCGGAGACCGUUGCCGUUGGGAAAGGCAAGAAACGAAAGCGGUUUGACUACGAGGGCCCCGUGCCGCCCAUGCCAGCGGUGGACUCUGAUACCGAGUACGAGAAGGUUAGCAUCAAGGACUUCCCGGGCAGCCUCCGAGUAGAGGCCGCGUCCAUGGACAGGAUCAAUGGCCUCUACAAGAAGUUUCCCAAACCCAGCCGGGGCAGGCCAGCCUACGUCAAGGUCAGCAGAUUGGAUCCCGCUAAGAACAUGUAUCUUUUCUGGCAUGAUGACAAAUGGCAUAUUUCCCCCGAGUUUGGUGAAGGGCAGAAGUCCUUUGCGUCCAUCAUUGCUGCUGCGGGUGUCCAGCCGCCCUUCGAGCCAUUUCCUGGCAUCUGGAAGGUCCUAGAGAAGCACAAGGACAAAGACGACGGGAAGAAGUCGGAUACCGACAAGGACAAGGUGGAAUGUCUUCUUAUGAGAGUCGUCGAUGACACCUUCUGGGACCAGUCCCACGACUUUCAGGACAUGGACCAACCCUAUGAAGCCCAUGCCAGAGGGCAGCUGGAAGCGCAUAUAGCGAAGACUGAAAAGUCCGAGAAGAGAAAGGAGGAGAGAGAAGAAGUGAAAGCAGAGGUCAAGGACAAGGCAAGUGCGGCCAGGAUUCAGAAGACUCCACCACAAGCGCGGAAGCAGCCAGCACCGCCGGCGAAGUCAUCUUCCCCGACGAAGGGCCAGAAGAAUCAAAAGAAGAGUCCCAAGGCCAAAGCCCUUCCAAUUGUGAAGACCGGCGAUGACGAAGCGGAUAUGGUGGCAGCUGCGGCAGCUGCAGCCGGCGACGAGGACAGCGAUGACGAUCCGAAACCUCAGUCUGCCGCGCCGUCAGCGUGCCGCACUGAGCCCAUGUGUUCGCUGGGCAGAGCUUCCUAA